Molecule: messenger RNA, 2667 nt
Organism: Physcomitrium patens
Lineage: Eukaryota; Viridiplantae; Streptophyta; Bryopsida; Funariales; Funariaceae
Product: LRR receptor-like serine/threonine-protein kinase FEI 2
Biological process (GO): protein phosphorylation
Molecular function (GO): protein binding; ATP binding; protein kinase activity
Source: RefSeq, a predicted model, not a curated record
UUCGUCUCGCACCGAGUGAGCCCUCGAGAUAAGAUAGUUUUUCGUGGCCAUACGUGUUCGAAUGCAUGCAUUUUGACACAUUAUCCACUCUGUUCGUUUGUUGUCUCCUUGAAUGUUGGGCAGCUGAAGCAUAUUUAUGCCCGUUUUCACAGCGUCUUCUCACCAGCUUGAUGCGACACUCCGCAGUUUGCGUGAUGGGAUAUAUUUGCCUUGGGAGAUCGUGACGAACUAAAGUGGUCGUCCAUUUUGCAUUCACUGCAUUCAUGAGCAUGAGGAAUGUUUCUUGAAGAGCAUAUUGAUACAGGCUAUGAUCAUGCAAUGCUAAAUAACCGACGGCGAGGUGCCGAUCGUGGAAUGUUCGAAAAUGAGAGUAAAGUCUUUUACCGACAUAACAACAGAUGCUUCUUCAUGAGAAACUUGAGCUCAUGGUGUUGGGUCUUCAUGCUGUUGGCAACUCUAUACCUACCUGUCCCUAGCUAUUCGUUGUCGCCAGAUGGGGAAGCGUUGUUAUCUUUCAAGCGGGGUCUGUCCAACGCCAAUCGCUCACUCUCGAACUGGAAUGCAUCCCACCCUAAUCCAUGUUUGUGGUCGGGGGUCACAUGUCUCCCCAAAAGCGACCGGGUUUAUAUACUAAAUCUCCCUCGUCGGAACUUGCGAGGCAUCAUAUCACCGGAAAUUGGAAAGCUCGAUCAGCUGCGUAGGCUUGGCCUUCAUCACAACAACCUGUUUGGCACCAUUCCAAGGGAGAUAAACAAAUGCACAAAUCUAAAAGCUCUAUACUUGCGAGGAAAUUUUUUGACAGGUAACAUUCCAGAGCAGCUUGGCGACCUGGAGCGCCUUAAAAUCUUGGAUGUUUCUAACAACGGCUUAACGGGAAGUAUUCCUGAGUCUCUUGGGCGCCUGUCACAGCUUUCCUUCUUGAAUGUUUCGGCCAAUUUCCUAGUUGGAAAGAUACCCACAUUUGGAGUACUGGCAAAGUUCGGAAGUCCCUCAUUCUCUUCAAAUCCAGGACUAUGCGGACUUCAAGUCAAGGUCGUGUGCCAGAUUAUUCCUCCAGGUAGUCCUCCAAAUGGCACGAAACUGUCACCACCAAUUACAGCUCCAGCUCCUGCCUCAGCUCCAGUUGCUGAAACAUUGCCUGUGGCAGGAAUGACGAAUACGUCAGUUGGAGGGCACUCGGUUGGUUAUUCAGACAGCCUUUUGAUAAGCGCCAUAGGCACCGUUGGCGUUUCUCUCUUGGUGGUUGUUAUGUGCUUUGGAGGUUUCUGCGUAUACAAGAAGAGUUGCAGUAAUCUGCACCAAGUUGUUCAAGGCAACAAUAUUGAUGGUUCUAAACUGGUGAUGUUCCAUAGUGACUUGCCUUACAACAAAGAUGAUGUAAUAAAGAGGAUAGAGAACUUAUGUGAUUCGGAUAUUAUUGGAUGUGGUGGCUUCGGGACCGUGUACCGCUUAGUCAUGGAUGAUGGUUGCAUGUUUGCUGUCAAGAGGAUAGGGAAGCAGGGAAUGGGCUCUGAACAAUUGUUCGAACAAGAAUUGGGGAUCUUGGGAAGUUUCAAGCACCGAAAUUUGGUGAAUCUGCGUGGCUACUGCAACGCUCCAUUAGCCAAUUUGUUGAUCUAUGACUUCUUACCUGGGGGAAGUCUUGACGAUAACUUACAUGAGAGGUCGUCAGCUGGAGAGCGUCUUAACUGGAAUACUCGAAUGAACAUAGCGAUCGGCUCAGCCCGAGGGAUUGCAUAUCUUCACCACGAUUGCGUUCCCCGGAUUAUUCACCGGGAUAUCAAGUCCAGCAAUGUUCUUUUAGACGAAAAGUUGGAGCCUCAUGUGUCUGAUUUUGGUUUAGCGAAGCUACUUGAGGAUGAAUCCUCUCAUGUAACAACGAUUGUUGCUGGCACAUUUGGUUAUUUGGCACCAGAAUAUAUGCAUAGUGGGCGGGCAACAGAGAAGGGUGACGUCUACAGCUAUGGUGUCAUGUUGUUGGAGCUGAUCAGCGGCAAACGACCCACUGAUGCUUCACUAAUUAAGAAUAAUUUAAAUUUAGUCAGCUGGGUUACUUCUUGCGCCAGAACUAAUCAAGUAGAAGAAAUUGUUGAAAAGAGUUGCUUAGACGAAGUACCAAUAGAGCGCAUUGAGUCGACUUUGAACAUUGCACUGCAGUGUAUUUCUCCAAACCCAGAUGAACGGCCGACCAUGGAUAGAGUUGUGCAGUUACUAGAAGCUGAUACUCUUUCAAGGGUCCCAAGUGAUCUCAGCAACUUUUACUGCUCUCCAAUAUCUGAUCACGAAGGUCGAGGGCGUUGACGAUCAGUUCCACUUUCUGUUGUUUUAUAUUAAGUUACACGGUGCACACCCAAAAUCCCAUUAUUUCUUAUAUCACGCUGGACAUAUAUUUUCGGCAGUGUGGUGUUCCGAUUGUACAGAUAUCUGAUAAGCGAUUGAUGAAGCGCAAGGAGUAAAACCCUCGAGUUAAUUUAAAGCUCGACAUAUUCAUUAGAAACAAAAAUUCAUUUUGGCGUUUCUCUGAUUGGUGGUGGUAGUGCAUCUUGUAAGUACUUCUCGUGAAUGUUCCAAAGUGGAUGUCUCCAUUCAGGUUGACAUAAAUCAUUUUCCGUGGUUCAAUGCAUGAGAUCAAUUAUUCCUUAUGUACUGCCCAUUACACAAUGGAAA